This is a messenger RNA of Pichia kudriavzevii, 2157 nucleotides long. RefSeq lists its product as uncharacterized. The transcript has a single exon. The record is from RefSeq and is a predicted model, not a curated record. The coding region runs from base 1 to 2157 and encodes 718 amino acids. NCBI's taxonomy places the organism in Eukaryota, Fungi, Ascomycota, Pichiomycetes, Pichiales, Pichiaceae.
AUGACCACUAAAAUCAAGGAAAUCAAAGACAUUCUGGAAGAACAGUUUGGAAUAGAAAACUUUGAUUCAUUGAACGCAUUGAUAGAGGACGCAGCUCACUACAAAGCGGAGGAGCUCACGGACGAGAAACUAUUAGUUCUUGUUGAAAAUACAUUGGCAAUCAAUGCAUCUUUGGAGAAAUUACAAAGUGCAAUGAAGAUUGUUUCUAAAGUAGGAAGCUUAAAUGACCAUGAUCCCAAUUGGAUUAUUUCAGGAAGGGUCGAAUUAAAUAAGAUUUUCCAUUGUAUUGAUUCUCUUGAGUUUAACAUCGAUAAGUUUUUAAAUCAGCUCGCAAGGUUGCCAACUGAGAAAUUGGACACACUUUUGGAUAUUCUGACAAAGAUCUGCAACCAAAGUUUAAGUUUAAAAAAAAUAAUACACACCUAUAGAGAAAGAGUAGGAAUUUUGAGCCUUUACAAUGAGAUUCAAACUGAAGUAUUGACUUCAGUUCACAAUGAAAUUCUGUACUGUCAAGAACAGCUGGAUCUGAUAAUUGAAAAGAACAAACUACUGAAAAUUGAAAAGCACAUUGAGAGCUACACACUUGAAGAUUUCAAAAAGGAUAAAAAGAACAUAGAAAUGUUUCAAGACUCAGGCAAGUAUAGUGGAUUUAUAAUUUUUACCACAAUGGAUAGCCAGAUAUUUGAGGUUUACUCUAAUUUGUAUGAAUCAAUACUACCCAUUUCCCAAUCGUUGAAUUUGAUUCCACAAUCUCUCGAACAAUUUUAUUGCAGCUGUAAACGACAUUAUAAAAGCCUUGUGAGUGACACAAUAGCCAAAUACGAAAGUAUCUUGUCAAGGUACAACACCUACAGAAAAGACUUGAAAAGCUUCAAAGAUGACUACAUUGUUUCAAGGAAUGAUGCAAUUUGUAAGAAGGUUUUUGAUCUUGUGAAUGUCGACCAGAAUCACCCGCCAUCUGUUUUACAGGAUGUUCUUGAUAUUAUUAAGCCAAUAGAACAUUUCUAUGGAGUAAGUGAUACUUCUAAAGCCAAGCUAAGAAUAAUAGAGAAAACGCUAGCUUCAGCUGAACAAGAUGAAAACAUGAGUCAAACUGCCAUAAUGAAAACUAAAACACCAAAACCGAGGCGUACUUUUAGCAAUCCAUUGGCUGAUUCUUUAAAUAUGAAACCUAUACUAAGCAACAAUGUGCAAAAGAAAAACGAUGAAGUUAAAAUCUUUCAGACUCCCAAAAGUAUUGAUGAUAGCGUUUUCUCCAAAGAAAACAGACAAAUCAUACAAAGAAUGAAAAUGGGAAUACAACUGUCUACGGAUGAUGGUGGAGUGACUACACAUACGAGUACCCCAAGUAGUGUUGAUUCUUUUGGAAGUAGCAGCUCUUCUCCCGAUGUCAUGAAGACGAAAAAUAUCUUUGACUCGCCCGAUCCGUUCAUUACGCCAAAUAGUAGAAGUUUCAAUAGGUUCAAAAUGCCUCUUUCUACUCCAUCAUCAACUCCGAGAAUCAGUCCGACCAAAAAAUAUGUCAUGUUACCAACAGAUGAUGAACCUCAAUCAAGAAGGCUAUCUUCUUUCAAUAUGAGACCCCUUUCUAACUUUUCUUUAUUACAGUUUGAUCAAUCAACAGUAGUGAACAUACGAGCAUCAUCAGACAAUGAUGAGAGCGACACCUCUAUCACAUCGAUUCAUUCUGAUGAUUUGAUGGAAACGCCAGGCAAAUCUUUCCCUUUAAAUAUAGAUAUGUCUGUUUCCUCUACUUCUCCGGAUCUCUUGACAUCUCGUAUUCCAUUACCAAAAAGGCCAGAAUCACGGAUGGUUCUCAUACGUUCGGCAAGCCGAAUGCAGACAAGGGUAGGAAUCAGACAGCCCAUUCAGCCAAAACGUCCGGACUCUAGGCUCGAGAAUAUUGCAAGCUCAAUUUCUUCAAAACUCGGUACUGAUUCUCCAACAUCUGUCCACAGUUCUCUAAGUUCUGGAAUGUACUCCAGACCUACCUCCGUCAUGACCCAAAGAGAGAUGAUACCUCGUGAAAGGCCAAUUCAGCUUGGCCGACUACGACAGCCUGGUCAGCCUAGUUUGCAUAUGUUGAAGGCUAGGGGGGCUACAUCUCUGGGCUCUAGAUCAAGCCAUAUCCCAAAAUCUAGGAUAACAUCGAUCUGA